CUGCUCCAUCAUUGAUCAUUGAUCUCCCAUCUCCCCGUUCAGGCGAUGCUGCUCGGAUUGCGCAUCUCUGGCGAUUGAUUCGGGCUUGAUUCUUGUCGUCUCACCUGGCUGCACGCUGGCCCGCUGGCUCUACCAGACUCCCACCACUAACUACCCAUCCACCCUAUCCCGCAUAUACCACCCUGGUGACGUGACAAGAAUCCAACCGAUCAUUGGUGUCCAUUAUCAGACCUAUCAUCGCCGCUAAUUCGACCAUCACCCCGCUGCUGGAGGGAAUACGUGGACUCGACUAGAAGUCGUUCGUCGAUAUGACCCCCGCCAGAGGAAGAGGUCCUAGCCAAAGGAGUCCCCAUGUCCUGGUGACUGACUCCCGGGACCAACAAAUGUCCGCUCAGCCUCGUCGUCGCCGUUCCCCCUCGACCCGCUUCAUUACUGUUGAUAAUGUCCUUCAAUACACCUCGGAUGUUCCGUCGAUGCAGCAGCGCCAUCCACCCCAGGGUGUCCGCGCUCGCCCGCGCUCCCGUCUCGCCUCCGCGGCCGGUGGGUUAAUCGGCGCUGGCGGUGCUGGCGCCUCCAGCGGCGGUGUCAGUGCUGUCAGCACAGGAGCGACAAUGGGACGUCUUGCCGCUCAGCCGCGUUUACCUCCCCGGACGACCAAAGUGAGCGAGAAGCUUGUCCUGCUGCCCGAAGCAGACGAUCAGUUGCGCGAGGACGAGGACGAGGAAGAAGACGAGGACGCGGUGGAUGAGGAGUUUGUGCAGAAGCUCGCGAAGGACAAGAACCUUGAUCCGGAUUCGGUCCGACAGACAUUACUGGCGCAGAAGAAGCUGGACGGAGACUUUGGUGUUGAUAAUGAUAUUGCGCCUUUGUUGGCGGACGAGGAGCUGCUGCGUCGUCGGAAGGUCGCCCCGGAGAAGGCGAAGAGUUACGCGGAGAGAUUGCCCAAGGCUCGUCGUGCGGAGAAACUGGCGCGCGUGACGGCGUACUGCACGGCCCAGGCUUAUAAGAUGAGCUCGUUGGCGUCGUUUGUCAAGGACAGACAUGGUGGACGGACUAAGCUUUAUGAUGAUUGUUUGUAUACGGCGUAUCAUCUACCCUUGUUGCCGGGUCAUGAGGGGUACAGACUCAGGAGUAGUCCGGUGGUGAAGAAGCCUGGGGGUAAGUCGAUCCUUGAUGAGGAGAUUGAGCGGAAUGAGCUGCGUGACCAUCAUGAAGAUUAUAUGGUCGAGGUGGAUGAGCAUUCGGUCUUCGGGGGUCGGCAUGAGCAUGGCUCGUCGCAACAUGUGGACGGUGGGAUUCAUCAGCCUGUCCAUGAAGACCAAGCCGAGGCCGGCGUGAGGGAACAGCCUGUUCAAGGUUCCAAUAUUGCGCACGAUGCGCCGAUUGCUACACCGCCGUCUACAAGACUGUCUUAUAACGUGGCGGAGAUGUUCGUCUUCAGUUACGGCGUGGUCGUGUUCUGGAAUUUCUCCGAAAAGCAAGAAAAGGAUCUCCUGGCCGACCUGGCAUUUGCGACUUCUUCCGCGACAGGAACCCCAAUGCCAUUGGCUACUAUGCCUCUGCAGGAGGAAGACUUUGAGACGGAAGAAUUCCAUUUCGAGUACUCCACUGAGAUCUCACGCCCGCGUGUCUACAACGACAUGAUCACGCUGCGGAGCGGUGACCACAUGAUCAAACUGGCCAUCAGUCAUGGCAUCGCGCAGAGCACGAAACUCUGCUUUUUCGAGGAAGUCAUGGCCCGACAAAUGGCCGAGGCCAAGGACGUUCCUCGCCGACUUGCCAUGACGGGAAACCUCGGCAUGAAGCGGGAUGAAGUGUUUCGCAUCCUGGGCAGUUUAUUCAAGAGCAGAGUCGAGGUCAACCUGUCAUCUAACAUGCUCGACGUCCCCAACUUCUUCUGGGAGAGCGAACCAACCCUCUACCCGCUCUACAUCGCCGUCCGCGAAUACCUCGAGAUCAAGCCCCGGAUCCAAGUCCUCAACGAGCGCUGUCGCGUCUUCCUCGACCUUGCUGAGAUCCUCUCCGACUCCAUAGCAGAUAACAAAACCUCUCACCAAACCUGGAUCAUCAUCGUCCUCAUUAUCAUCUCCAUCCUCGUAACCACCUCCGAAGUCUUCCUCCGGUUCGGCCUCCUCUCCGCCCGCGAAGGCGGCGCCUCAACAACCACCUCAUUCGCCGCGACCCUCCUCUCGCGAGCCUUCGGCAGCAGUCCCGCCCCUGUCUGCUCCUGUCCGGCCACCGUCCCAGGCAGCAGCGGACUGUUGAACGCGACUGAUCUGGGAACUCCCUAUUGAUCAUACCUACAUACGUACCUACCUUACCUAUCUAGCACCCUACCUACCUAAUACAUUCAACAUAAACACACAAACACACAAACAUCUUUAACCUUCAAUUCUUUCCCUCCCUAACUUACCGUUUCUACCUUUCUUUCCC
Molecule: messenger RNA, 2433 nt
Organism: Aspergillus heteromorphus CBS 117.55
Lineage: Eukaryota; Fungi; Ascomycota; Eurotiomycetes; Eurotiales; Aspergillaceae
Product: RMD1 family protein
Exons: 4
Coding region: 309-2294 (661 amino acids)
Source: RefSeq, a predicted model, not a curated record